UUGGAUCAACCCAAUUGCUGCAAUUACAAUGUAUAGUGUUCUGUUCUAAAACCAAAACUCUGUUUCCCAUUAUGCACUUUCGAUACAGUUGUUGUUCAUGAUAAGACGAUUUUCACACUCUGGAGGAAACUAAGGUAUCGGAAAUAUGUAGACAUAAUUAGAAGUUCAAGCAUUAUAACUGGUUGCAACUAUUUUUACAUUUCAUAGAAAUGUAAAGUAAUUGAAAAUUUGAAAUUGAUACGAUCAGGUUCUGUUUCCCUAAGUCAUUCCAUUUCUUUUAAACUUUGUUGAUGGAAUUCUUAACUAGAUUCCUCUGUUAUCUGCAAGCUAGCUAAAACAAAAACAAGGGUUCACCAUGUCCGGCCCAGGGGUACGGUUGCACAUCCAAGAUCACCAUGUGGUGAUGGAUAAUGGCAUAGUCCAGGUUACGCUAUCAAAUCCAGGUGGGAUUGUCACCGGGAUACUAUAUAAUGGUGUUGACAAUUUGCUUGAAGUUCUAAACAAGGAGUCUAAUAGAGGGUACUGGGACCUUGUUUGGAGUGCGCCAGGAAGCAAAGGGAUCUUUGAUGUGAUUCAAGGAACUUGUUUUAAAGUUAUAGUUCAAAAUGAGGAACAGGUGGAGCUUUCUUUCACAAGAAUGUGGGAUCCUUCUCUAGAGGGAAAAUUUGUCCCCUUAAAUAUUGACAAAAGAUUUAUAAUGCUCCGCGGUUCAUCUGGCUUCUACUCUUACGGAAUUUAUGAGCACUUAAAUGGAUGGCCAGAUUUUGAUCUCGGUGAAACGAGGAUUACUUUCAAGCUAAGAAAAGACAAGUUUCAAUACAUGGCUAUGGCAGACAACAGGCGAAGGAUUCUUCCUUAUCCAGAAGAUCGGUUACCUGGAAGAUGCAAAACCUUGGGCUACGCAGAAGCUGUCCUACUAACCAAUCCCAAAGACCCACAUUUGCAAGGAGAGGUGGAUGACAAGUAUCAGUAUUCAUGUGCAAACAAGGAUAAUCGAGUUCAUGGGUGGAUAUCUUUUAGUCCACCAGUAGGCUUCUGGCAGAUCACACCUAGUGAUGAGUUUCGUUCUGGUGGACCCCUCAAACAGAAUUUGACCUCACACGUAGGCCCCACCACACUUGCAAUGUUUCUUAGUGGUCACUAUGCGGGACAAGAUUUGGUGCCUAAAAUUAGAGGUGGUGAAUCAUGGAAGAAGGUUUUCGGUCCUGUAUAUAUUUAUCUCAAUUCUGCACCAGUUGGUGACGACCCACUUUGGUUAUGGGAGGAUGCAAAAAUACAGAUGAUGAAUGAAGUUCAAAGUUGGCCAUAUCAUUUCCCAGCUUCAGAGGAUUUUUUAAAAUCGGAUCAGCGGGGCAACGUCAGUGGCAGAUUACUUGUCUUAGACAAGUACAUCUGCACAGACUUAAUAUCAGCAAAUGGUGCUUAUGUUGGCCUGGCCCCACCUGGAGAUGCAGGGUCAUGGCAAAGAGAAUGCAAGGACUAUCAAUUCUGGACCAGAGCGGAUGAGAAUGGAUUUUUUACCAUUAGAAAUGUACGUCCAGGCGACUAUAACCUUUUUGCUUGGGUGCCUGGCUUUGUUGGGGACUACAAAUUUGUAGAUUCUAUGAAGAUAACGCCAGGUUCCUACACUGAAUUGGGUGAACUUGUAUAUGAGCCUCCAAGAGAUGGUCCCACAUUGUGGGAAAUAGGUAUUCCUGAUAGAUCAGCUGCGGAAUUUUAUGCUCCUGAUCCGAAUCCCCAAUACAUUAAUAGGCUUUUUAUCAACCACCCAGACAGGUUCAGGCAGUAUGGAUUGUGGGAAAGGUAUACAGAACUGUAUCCUGAUGCAGAUUUGGUUUACACAGUUGGUGUUAGUGACUAUACGAAGGAGUGGUUUUAUGCGCAGGCUCCGAGGAAAAAAGAGGAUAACACUCUUCAAGGGACCACCUGGCAAAUCAAGUUCGAAGUCAGAAGCGUGGUUAAGGGAAGUACAUACAAACUGAGAGUUGCAAUUGCAUCUGCAACAUUAGCUGAAUUGCAGAUUAGAGUAAAUGAUCCCAAUUCUGCGCGACCCCUAUUUACCAGUGGAUUAAUAGGAAGGGACAACUCAAUUGCAAGACUUGGAAUUCAUGGAAUCUAUUGGCUUUACAAUGUGAAUAUACCAGGUUCUCUUCUUAUUGAUGGCACAAAUACCAUAUAUUUUACGCAACCAAGAUGCACCAGUCCCUUCCAAGGUAUCAUGUAUGAUUAUAUUCGUUUGGAAGGCCCACCUUCUGAAGGAAUUUAAGUUAACCUUGGGACGUAAAUGAUACAAAAUGUUUACUAUAUAGUUGUAAACAUUGUAUGCGUCUUUUCUUUUUUUCUUUUUUCUGUAAUCUUCUGUUGUCGUUGUGUAUUUGUUUGGAUUUUGUUUGAUAUUCACGAGCAUUCUGAAAGCACACAUGAUUUUUUUGUUUGACUAAAUCAUCCGCCUUUCAAGUGCACGGGUAGAUUGCCAAGGAUAAAUAGCCACUGUAAGCUAUAUAGAGUUAGUUGUAUGAGAAAGAAUGAAUAAUUAGUUACUAAAAUUA
Molecule: messenger RNA, 2549 nt
Organism: Vigna umbellata (rice bean)
Lineage: Eukaryota; Viridiplantae; Streptophyta; Magnoliopsida; Fabales; Fabaceae
Biological process (GO): carbohydrate metabolic process
Molecular function (GO): carbohydrate binding; catalytic activity
Source: RefSeq, a predicted model, not a curated record